Monosiga brevicollis MX1 is the source of this 1302-nucleotide messenger RNA. RefSeq lists its product as uncharacterized. Gene Ontology annotation, cellular component: cytosol. The transcript has 7 exons. NCBI's taxonomy places the organism in Eukaryota, Choanoflagellata, Craspedida, Salpingoecidae. The record is from RefSeq and is a predicted model, not a curated record. Gene Ontology annotation, molecular function: adenosylmethionine decarboxylase activity. Gene Ontology annotation, biological process: spermine biosynthetic process; spermidine biosynthetic process. The annotation marks the transcript as partial.
CAAGGAACAACGUCACGUGUGCAAGUUUCGCGCGCGGCUCGUUCUCUGGUGGGAGAGCCGUUGGUCAGCCAGCCGGGUCUCCCUCAUGUCUGCUGGGUACACGUUUUAAAGUACAAAGACGCUGGCACCCUCGCGUUGCCCCAUUUGGUUUUUGUCAAGUCGACACUGUGGGGGUAACGAGGGAGCUGCGGGGGGCCCUGCAGAUCCAGCAAAGGUUGGCGGCAUGGCCAUGUAGCACGUGAGGCUUUGGAAGCAUUCCCACGAGCUGUCAUGACGCUGCUGUUAUCCAUCCUGGCAAGGCGCGCGCGCAUCGCACGUCUUCGGCCAACGGGUCUACAACCGUCCUCUCGCAUGACCGUGCCCUGUCCUCGUCCACGGUCCCAAUCAGCGCUUGCCUCCCAGUUUCGAUGCCUCGCCACAACCGCCAGAACGGCAGAGCGCAAUUCAGGCCAACCCGAGCUACCCAAAGUCCCGUUUUUUGAGGGCCGCGAAAAAUUGCUCGAGCUUUGGUUUGAUGAACCAGCCCGCCUCUCGGCUGCUGGACAAGGCCUACGGACCAUCCCCAGAGCCGCAUGGGACCGCCUUUUGGGGCUGGCUGAUUGCACCAUCAUCGAGGAGCAGCGUACUCCGCUCAUGGACGCUUACAUUCUGUCGGAAAGCUCCCUCUUUGUCAUGCCCGAGCACAUUGUCAUCAAGACAUGCGGCUCCACUGCACCCUUGCUAGCUCUGCCUGACUUGUUGGAAGAGGCCUGGGCGCUCUCCCGCCAAGAUCUGGUCGAGGUAUACUACUCGCGCCACGACUAUUUACAGCCAAACCUGCAGGCGUUUCCACACGAGGACUUUGGCCAAGAGGUGACCUUUUUGGAGAGUCAUGUCGGACCAGGAGUGGCGCGCCAAUUUGGCCGCCCGGACGAGCACCAGUGGAACCUGUUCGCGGCCAAGCGCGGGUCCUCUGUACAUGCCAGUCAAACCAUCGAGGUGAUUAUGUAUGACGCCGACCCUACUGCCAUGGCCAUCUUUUAUGAAGUGAGCUCUUCGACCAAGGAGGCUGUGACAUUGGACAGUGGGAUUGCCGACCUCUUGCCAACCUUUGAUAUACGCGAGGCGCUCUUCUCUCCGUGCGGCUAUUCUUGCAACGGGGUGCAUGCGGGGGCAUAUAUGACCGUGCAUGUGACGCCACAGCCCGAAUGCUCGUACAUUAGCUUUGAGUCCAAUGUUUUGAUGCGGGAUUACACCGACUUGGUGACGGCUUGCACACGGGCCUUUCGCCCGAAACAUGUCCAAGUCGCCAUUGUGAGCAAC